Messenger RNA from Cordyceps militaris CM01, 348 nucleotides. RefSeq lists its product as uncharacterized. NCBI's taxonomy places the organism in Eukaryota, Fungi, Ascomycota, Sordariomycetes, Hypocreales, Cordycipitaceae. The record is from RefSeq and is a predicted model, not a curated record. The transcript has 2 exons. Bases 1 to 348 code for a protein of 115 amino acids.
AUGGCCGUUGCAGAAGCCGCAGUCGCCGACGAUGCGCUGGGCGGCUUCGCGGCACUCCUUGGCGUUGCAGCGGAUCUUUUUGGGAGGCAUGGUUCUUGCUUAGCGAGAGUGGUUGUAAUUGACUGGGUUGUGCAGUCGUUGUUGGGACUGCACUGGUCUGGCUACUAUUCGGUGGACGAUGGGUGCGGUUCCGUGAUCGGUAAGCAGCAACGGGUGAAGCUGUUGCAACGAGAGGAUUUGGAAGAAGAGAGUUGGGAAGAGGAGAAGGAGAAGAAGAAGAGUUGGGUUGAGAAAUGGGGAGGGAAGAAGAGGAGGGAAGCGGCGAGACAGACGGUGGCGGAUGGAUGA